This is a messenger RNA of Acanthosepion pharaonis, 5745 nucleotides long. NCBI's taxonomy places the organism in Eukaryota, Metazoa, Mollusca, Cephalopoda, Sepiida, Sepiidae. The record is from the annotation of a GenBank genome assembly.
AUGGACAUGGUUUCUUUUAUUUUAGGUGACUCCAACAAAACUUCAUCAGAAUACCAACAUUCAAAUUACGCUUCAAACUACUUCAACAGUUCCUACUCUCAUAUCCUAUCUGCUGCUCCAGCAUCCCAAACCAACACCAUGCAGGCGUACUCCAGUCAGGUGGGGUUCCAGAAUACCAGCUACUACCCACAGCCAGGGCCCAGUCCUUAUCCGAUGUUGCAAUCACCAUAUCCUGUAACUGAUACAGUGAAAUUGAAGACGACCAAUAGUCAGAUGGCAAACCCCAGUUACUUAACGAGUGGUGGUUACUUAGGAGCUGGCUCGGGCCCAUUUUCUCAGUCAGGACAAAGUUCAUAUAUGUGCGGUUCUGGUUCAAAUAUCAGCAGCCCAACAUCAGCUCUCAGCUAUGCCUCACAGCAGAAUUUAGAUGCUUAUUCUCCCUAUCAGGGAUAUCAAACUACUGGAUAUUACGGUGGAUAUGGCUUUAUCAGCAACCAACCUGUAGUUGGUGUUACAACACCAACAACAGUGCCUUCAACCACACCUACCUACCAACUAGUGGAACUACCACAACCACAAAAUGUGCGAGUAGAAUCAGACCACUUCCCUAUAGUGGGUGAAUUUAAAGGGAUGUUGGUUGCAGAUAACUCUGAAAUUGAAAAUCAUCCAGUAAAUGGUGAAAACUCACAAAACACAUUUACAAGUCCGUCGCCUCCUUUAAAAGCAGAAGCCAAUGGAAAUCCACGGCGAACCAGACCUACACGAGGUGGUCGUCGGCAAAAUAACCCUUCUCCAGGACCAGAAUCUGAUUUAGAAAGAGUCUUUGUAUGGGACUUAGAUGAAACCAUCAUUAUUUUUCAUUCAUUACUCACAAGUACAUAUGCACAGAGAUACGGAAAGAAAUCACUGUCAGCAGAUGCUGUUUACAAUCUACUGAUUCUCUGUCCCACUUCUCUAUUUCACUUGUAUGUGUCUCUGUCUCCCUCUCGUCCAUAUGUGUAUCUUUCUCUCGCUCUCUCUGCAUUCAUGUUUAUCUUUCCCUCUCGCUCACCCUGCAUUCAUGUUUCUCUCCCACUCGCUCUCCCUACACUCAUGUUUCUCUCCCCGCUCUCCUUACACAGUGUUUCGUGUUUCUCUCCCCCCUACACUCGUGUUUUCUCUCUACACUCGUGUUUCUCUCCCACCCGCUACACUCGUGUUUCUCUCCCACCCGCUACACUCGUGUUUCUCUCCCACCCGCUACACUCGUGUUUCUCUCCCACCCGCUACACUCGUGUUUCUCUCCCACCGUGUUUCUCUACACUACGUGUUUCUCUCCCCCCCGUUUUCUCUCCCACUCACCUCGUGUUUCUCUCCCACCCCUUCACUCGUGUUUCUCUCCCACCCUUCACUCGUGUUUCUCUCCCACCGCUACACUCGUGUUUCUCUCCCCUACCCGUGUUUCUCUCUACACUGUGUUUCUCUCCCACUCUCCCGUGUUUCUCUCCCACCGCUACACUCGUGUUUCUCUCCCCCCCCACUCGUGUUUCUCUACCUUACACUCGUGUUUCUCUUUCGUGUUUCUCUCCCCUUUCACUACACUUUUCGUGUUUCUCUCCCCUCGCUACACUCGUGUUUCUCUCCCCCUACCUAUGUUUCUCUCCCACUUCCUCAUUUUUCUCGCUUCCUCAUGUUUCUCUCGCUACACUCAUGUUUCUCUCGCUCCCCCUACACUCAUUUUUCUCUCUACCGCUCUCCCUGCACUCAUGUUUCUCUCGCUCCCCCUGCACUCAUGUUUCUCUCGCUCCCCCUGCACUCAUGUUUCUCUCGCUCCCCCCUGUUUUCUCUGCUCCCCCACUUUCUCGCUCCCCCUGCACUCAUGUUUCUCUCGCUCCCCUGCACUCAUGUUUCUCGCUCCCCCCUGCACUCAUAUUUCUCUCUCCCUCCAUAUUUCAGCUCCAGUCAUGUUUCUCUCUCUCCUCUCCCUACCUUCCUGUUUCUCUCUCGCUCUCCCUGCACACAUGCGUUUCUCUCUCUCUGUUUCCCCUCCCCUGCACUCAUUUUUCUCUCUCUCCCCCCACUGUUUCGCGUUUCUCUGUUUCUCUCUCCCCCCACUCAUUUUUCGUUUCUCUCUCUCUGUCCCCCCCAUGUUUCUGCUUUCUCUCUCUUUCUCUCUCCCCCCCCUCAGUCAUGUUUCUCUCCCUCUCACUCUCCCUACACUUAUGUUUCUCUCGCUCUCCCCACACUCGCGUUUCUCUCUCUCUGUCCCCACACUCGCGUUUCUCUCUCUUUCUCUGUCCCCCACUCUCUUUCUCGUUUCUCUCUCUGUCCCCACACUCGCGUUUUCUCUCUGUCCCCCCCCCACUCUUUCUCUCUGUCCCCCACACUCGCGUUCUCUCUCUCUCUCCCCCACACUCGCGUUUCUCUCUGUCCCCCACACUCAGGUUUUCUCUGUCUGUUUCUCUCUGUCCCCCACUCGCGUUUCUCUCUGUCCCCCACACUCGCGUUUCUCUCUGUCCCCCACACUCACGUUUCUCUCUCUCUCGACUUCUCUAUAUGCACAUGUCUCUCUCACCUUCUCUACAUAUGUCUCUCUUUUAUUCACCAUGCAUCUGCAUCUCUCUCUCAUCCCCUGCAUGCAUGCAUGCUUCUUUCUCUCUCUGCAAAUGCACACAUAAAAAGAUCUUAAAUAUAUUUCUUCCUCCCUUACCAUUCUCCUUCUUUCCCUCUCUUUCUCUCUCUCCAUUCUCCUUCCCUCCCUCUCUCUCUCUCUCCAUUCUCCUUCCUCCCCUCUCUCUCUCUCCAUUCUCCUUCCCUCCCUUUCUCUCUCUCCAUUCUCCUUCCCUCCCCUCUCUCUCCAUUCUCCUUCCCUCCCUCUCUCUCCAUUCUCCUCCCUCCCUCUCUCUCUCCAUUCUCCUUCCCUCCCUCUCUCUCUCCAUUCUCCUUCCUCCUCUCUCUCCAUUCUCCUUCCCCCCUCUCUCUCCAUUCUCCUUCCCCCCUCUCUCUCUCCAUUCUCCUUCCCUCCCCUCUCUCUCCAUUCUCCUUCCUCCCUCUCUCUCUCCAUUCUCCUUCCCUCCCUCUCUCCAUUCUCCUUCCCUCCCUCUCUCUCUCCAUUCUCCUUCCCUCCCCUCUCUCUCUCCAUUCUCCUUCCCUCCCCUCUCUCUCUCCAUUCUCCUUCCCUCCCUCUCUCUCUCCAUUCUCCUUCCCUCCCCUCUCUCUCUCCAUUCUCCUUCCCUCCCUCUCUCUCUCCAUUCUCCUUCCCUCCCUCUCUCUCUCCAUUCUCCUUCCCUCCCUCCCUCUCUCUCCAUUCUCCUUCCUUCCCCAUCUCUCUCUCCCCCAUUCUCCUUCCUUCCUUCCCUCUCUCUCUCCAUUCCCCUCCCUUCUCUCUUUCCAUUCUCCUCCCUUCUCUCUUUCCAUUCUCCUUCCUUUUCUCACUCUCUCUUUCUCUUCUUCCUCUCUAGUACUGGUCAGUUUCUCUUCUUCCUCAAUUCCAUUACGGGAACUGUACUGUUUUCUUUGGGAGAUCCAUUUUUCUUUCCCUUCUCUUUCUUUCUUUCCCUUCUCUUUCUUUCUUUCCCUUCUCUUUCUUUCUUUCCCUUCAAUAAGAGUUUUCUUAAUGACAACAAUAAUGAUGAUAAUGAUAUUCAUUCAGCUGUGGUAUUUGAAGAAAGAAAGGGGGUUGAGAUUUACAACCUCUCUCUCUCUCCCUCUCCCUCUCUCUCACUCUAUCUCCCUAUCUCCCCCCCCCACACCACCAAAUCCCCUUUUACUCUGGGAGAAGAUCCCUCCCUCCAACUCUCUCUCUCUCCCUCAUGCAUCCCUCUCAACCUUUUAUCAGGUCCCUUCCCCACUACUCAUUUUCACCCCUCCCUCUUUUUGCCACACCCUCCCCCCACCACCAACCCUGAUCCUCCCGGCUCGGUCACUUUGGGUCUCAGAAUGGAGGAAAUGAUCUUCAAUUUAGCAGACACUCAUCUAUUCUUCAAUGAUUUAGAGGAAUGUGAUCAAGUCCAUAUAGAUGAUGUUUCUUCUGAUGACAAUGGCCAAGAUCUUAGUUUGGUUUUCUUUUCUCAUUAUGUGUUACUCACUCUCUUUUUUCCCUCCGUCACUGGCACUCUCUCUUUCUCUCUCCCUCCGUCACUGGCACUCUCUCUUUCUCUCUUCCUCCGUUUCUCCCUGUCACUCUCUUUCUCUCUCUCCACUCCGUCACUUUCUCUCUCUCUUUCUCUCUCUCCCUCCGUCACUGGCACUCUCUCUUUCUCUCUCCCUCCGUCACUGGCACUCUCUCUUUCUCUCUCCCUCCGUCACUGGCACUCUCUCUUUCUCUCUCCCUCCGUCACUGGCACUCUCUCUUUCUCUCUCCCUCCGUCACUGGCACUCUCUCUUUCUCUCUCCCUCCGUCCUGGCUUUCUCUCUUUCUCUCUCCCUCCUCUUACUCCUCUUUCUCUCUCCUCCGUCACUGGCACUCUCUUUCUCUCUCCCUCCGUCACUGGCUCUCUCUCUUUCUCUCCCUCCGUCCUGGCUCUCUCUCUCUCUCUCCCUCCGUCACUGGCCUCUCUUAUCUCUCUCCCCUCCGUCCACUGGCACUCUCUCUCUCUCUCUCCCUCCGUCACUGGCCUCUCUCUCUUUCUCUCUCCCUCCGUCCUAGCACUCUCUCUCUCUCUCUCACUCUCUCUUUCUCUCUCCCUCCGUCCUGCACUCUCUCUCUCUCUCUCCCUCCAUCCACUGGCCUCUCUCUCUCUCUCUCUCCUUCUCCCCUCCGUCACUGCCUCUCUCUCUCUCUCUCCUCUCUCCCCUCGGUCACUUGCUCUCUCUCUCUCUCUCUCUCCUUCUCCCUCCCCGUCACUGGCUCUCUCUCUCUCUCUCUCUCCUUCUCCCGUCCCCACUCCCCUCUCUCUCUCUCUCUCUCCUUCUCCCACCGUCACUGGCACUCUCUCUCUCUCUCUCUUUCUCUCCUUCUCUCCCUCCCCCCUCUCACUCUCUCUCUUUCUCUCCCUUCUCCCACCGUCACUCUCUCUCUCUCUAUCUCUAUCUCUUCUCCCCCGCCUCUCUCUCUCUCUCCUCUCUCUCUCUUUCUCUCUUCUUCACUCCCACCAUCCUCCCUCUCUCUCUUUCUCUCCUUCUCCCACCGUCACUCUCUCUCUCUUUCUCUCCUUCUCCCACCGUCACUUGCUAUCCUGUGUUCUCACAUAUAAUUUUGCCACAGACGGCUUUCAUGCAGCAGCCACAAAUACCAAUUUAUGUAUAGCAACUGGGGUCCGUGGAGGAGUCGACUGGAUGAGGAAAUUAGCAUUUAGAUAUAGGCGAAUAAAGGAGAUCUAUAAUAGUUACAGAAAUAAUGUAGGAGGUUUAUUAGGUCCACAAAAACGGGAACAGUGGCUACAGUUAAGGCAAGAAAUUGAAAACAUGACAGAUAGUUGGCUAACUAUGGCUUUGAAGUCUCUCAAUAUCAUCAACUCCAGAUCCAAUUGUGUAAAUGUUCUUGUCACCACCACACAGCUGGUUCCUGCUUUGGCUAAGGUGCUGCUUUACGGACUGGGAGGAGUUUUCUCAAUUGAAAACAUUUACAGUGCAACAAAAAUAGGUAAAGAGAGCUGUUUUGAAAGAAUUGUAUCCCGUUUUGGUCGGAAAUGUACUUACGUCGUGGUUGGUGAUGGCAGAGAUGAAGAGGCUGCUGCAAAACAGAUGAACUGGCCAUUCUGGAGAAUCUCUAAUCAUUCCGAUUUGGCUGCCUUACACCAUGCACUGGAACUUAGUUACCUAUAG